ACAUUCAAAGUUUCACAAAACUUCAACAGGAAAAACAAUCACAAAAGUCCAAAUCCCUUUGUCUUGUAAUUUUAUUUCUCAGGAAACUAUGGAUUCUCAGCAACAAUUCCGUGCUGGUGAGAGCCGCGGCCAAGGACAGGCCAUGACUGAAGAUUGGCUUCAAUCUGCCAAAGAUACUACAAAUGCAGCACGUGACAAGGUGUCUGAUGUCACUCAUCACACCAGCAACUCUGCCCAGCAACACAAGGAUGAGAGUGCUGGCUUCCUCCACCAGAAAGGAGAGCAGAUGAUGAAUAUGGCACAAGGAGCUGUGGACUCUGUGAAGAGCACACUUGGAGUGGGUGACAACAGCAACAUCAAGAAGUGAAUAAAGACACUCCCUCCCUCCUUCCUUCCCUUCACUUCCCUUCUUUUUCAUGUCUUUGUUUUUAGGGUUUUUUCUUCUGUUUUCAUGUAAAAGACUAAAAUAGAGAUGAUUGUUUCUCUCUUUUAUGUCUUUUUUGGUAUUUAAUUUGUGUUUUCUAGGCAAUUAAUUAAUUGUUUAGUAAGUGAUGAAUGAGGAAGAGAGGCUGUAAUAAGGGCAGAUGAGGUGCUCCUGUAUACUUCUUUUGCCUUUUUUUUUUUUUGGUAGGGUUUUGCUUUUCCUCAAAUUGGAGGAUGAAUUCUUUCAUUAUUAUGUGAGUUCAUUCAUGAAGAACCCAAUGGGAGAUGUUGUAAUAAAGCUUAAUAAUAUAUAAUAUGUUUAUUUGUUUAAA
Molecule: messenger RNA, 755 nt
Organism: Macadamia integrifolia
Lineage: Eukaryota; Viridiplantae; Streptophyta; Magnoliopsida; Proteales; Proteaceae
Product: late embryogenesis abundant protein 1-like
Exons: 3
Coding region: 89-367 (92 amino acids)
Source: RefSeq, a predicted model, not a curated record